Caenorhabditis remanei is the source of this 1065-nucleotide messenger RNA. RefSeq lists its product as uncharacterized. The record is from RefSeq and is a predicted model, not a curated record. Lineage: Eukaryota; Metazoa; Nematoda; Chromadorea; Rhabditida; Rhabditidae. Bases 1 to 1065 code for a protein of 354 amino acids. The transcript has 7 exons.
AUGUUAUCCACCCACCUAUUUCGUCAACGAAAUAUCAUCAUGACAGUUAAUCAAGUCUCCAAAAAACUAUCUUUCGAAGAUAUUCACAACGACUAUGACUUUGUGCAGUUCUCAGAAAGCUUGAAAACUAUGGAAAAACCACCGUAUAUCAUUUUUUACGACUCGAGUAACCUGGACAUUUUUCUCAAUCACAUUUGUAAUCUGGAAUUUAUUCCCAACGCGUUGUCCCGUCUUGUUGCGAUCUCAUUCGACACGAAUGCGCAUAUGAUUCUCCAGGAGAAAUACCCGAAAGUUCCAAGUGUUGUGAUAGAUUUGGAUCCGAUUAAGGACACCCUAGAAGAAACCUAUGAAAACCGUCGCUACAUCAUCUACCAACUCGUCCUCCUAACCCGUACUCGAAUCUGCGCAUCACUAGCUAUUCGGGGAAUAAGUUUUUGGGCAAUGCAACAGGAUUCCCUCUGGAUUGAGAACUUUGAUUCGAUGCAGGUGGAGGAUAGGUACCCGAAUGAGUACAUGCUUUUCGAUACAGUUGGAAAUGAGCAACUGCCCGAAUACGACCGAAUGCACGGUUGGAUUUGUGGAUCCACGUUUUUUGUACGUGGCAAUCCAACGACUCAUCAGUUUUUUAUGCAGAUCGACUCCUUCAUGAGAUCCCACCAAAGCCCGGAUUCAUCAAUUAUGACUUAUUUAUGUGGUCACCGGAAUUAUAGAUGUCAUCGGUUGCCUAGGUGGAUAAUCUCCUCUUCCGACUACUUCCGUGGCACCCGUGACAACACUCCAGUCAUGAUUCAAGUGGAUUCUGACCAAAAGGACGAAACAAAGAUGGAACUGUUCCAAAGGGCCAAUUUCAUAUUCCGACAUGAUAAUGGGACAUGUGACAGAAGGGCGGUACAUAAGUUGAGAGACGCCGUACGACUGGCAUUCCCGGAAAAGCUGAAAUUACUUGGACAGAACACGUAUGCAGAGAGUAUAUUCACUCGGUUACACUACACUUAUAAACAUAUCUUUAAUGUGGAUCGAUAUAAUAACAAAGUGUUCCUUACUGUUCAUUAUACGCUGAUCUAG